Molecule: messenger RNA, 1686 nt
Organism: Monopterus albus (swamp eel)
Lineage: Eukaryota; Metazoa; Chordata; Actinopteri; Synbranchiformes; Synbranchidae
Gene: pgam5
Product: PGAM family member 5, serine/threonine protein phosphatase, mitochondrial
Exons: 6
Coding region: 283-1185 (300 amino acids)
Biological process (GO): peptidyl-threonine dephosphorylation; positive regulation of mitochondrial fission
Cellular component (GO): mitochondrion
Molecular function (GO): protein serine/threonine phosphatase activity
Source: RefSeq, a predicted model, not a curated record
CGAGAGGCCACCGUAUUGUUUGUGGAAAAUUACCUAGAUUAGCAUGCCAUGUGUUGUCCUGACUGUAUUUUUGUGUCCGGCUAAGAACCGCCGCCUUGUGGAUAUUUGUGCCACGAACAGCGUGAUUCGUGCUGGGGUUGGAAUUAAUAGUCAGACGUCAUUUAGCAAAAGACAACUAAUUCUACAUAGAGAUAUCGUUACGCAUUGUUAACCUUACACCCGGCUAAGACGAGCUAGUUAGCUAACGUUAGCGUUAGUCGGUUCGCGUCAGCUGCUAUCAGGAUGUCCUACAGGAAAACGUUAAAACUUAUUUGCGGGUUUGCUGGAGGCUCUGCUAUUCUGUUGUUCGCCGCUGCCGACUCCCGUGGAUACUUCGGAGAACAUCGCGGAGAGGCGGCCAGUUGGUGGUCGAGAUUGACCGUUCUUCAAGCUGCGCAGCCGGCGUGGUCACCUGCCAGACACACACCAGCCCCGACUGGACAAACGUGGGACUUUAACUGGGACAAGAGAGAGCCAUUUGCACUGUCUAAUGGGAAGAAGAAGGAGAAUUCAACAGAAGACCCCAGCUCAGAGCAGGACAACGGCAAACCAAAAGCUACACGCAACAUUCUCCUCAUCAGACACUCCCAGUACAACCUGAGCGGGAGCAAUGACAAGGAGAGGAUCCUCACUCCAUUAGGUCGUGAGCAGGCUGAGUUGACUGGCCAGAGGUUGGCAGCACUGGGGCUUAAGUAUGAUGUUCUGAUCCACUCCAGCAUGACCAGGGCCACAGAGACUGCACGUAUAAUCAGCAAACACCUCCCAGGCCCAGGAGUGGAGCUGGUGAGCUGUGAUUUGCUGAGAGAGGGCGCCCCAAUCGAGCCAGUUCCACCUGUUGCUCACUGGAAGCCUGAGGCUGUGCAGUACCAUGAAGAUGGAGCUCGCAUUGAGGCAGCCUUUCGCCGCUACAUCCACCGGGCUGACCCCAAACAGAAGGAGGACAGCUAUGAGAUCAUCGUGUGUCAUGCCAAUGUCAUCCGUUAUUUUGUCUGCAGGGCCCUCCAGUUUCCUCCAGAGGGCUGGUUGCGUAUAGGCUUGAACAACGGUAGUAUCACGUGGCUCACCAUCCGCCCUAGCGGCAGGGGGGCCCUCAGAACCCUGGGGGACGCCGGAUUCAUGCCCCCGGACAAACUAACACGGACCUGAUGGACCGACCAGUGGUUUCCUGGGACUUGGUUGACUGCAGCGUCCAAGCUCAGUUUUCUCCUUAAGUGUCUUGAAAAUUACUUUUGAUGUUAUUACUUUGUAAUCGAGCCACAAGUACUGAGAGACUGUGUGAUGGUGUUGUCAUGAUUACACCUGUGCCAUAGAAUGCCAGCAGAAGGUGUUAACCCAUUCUUAGCAACAUCUCCUGAAUGUAACUGGAUUUUUAUGAGUGAUUUUUAAACCAAAAACAGUGUAUUUGUAUAGUUGUUGUAAAUGCUAGCCAUGCUCUUAGCUUUACAUGUCAUUAAAGUGUGCUACAGUGGCAAUUGUAUAGUAUGGUGCACCAGACACAACUGAAGUAAAGCAUCAACAUUUUGGCAGUAAAGUAGGGGGAUGUUUUAUUGAUUAGAUGAAAACAAACGAGAUCUUGACAUACAGAAAGAGUAAUCGCCAUGGAACCUUUCUUUGACAUUUUUAAUAAAGCACAGAAUGCUAAAAGCA